This is a messenger RNA of Bemisia tabaci, 4968 nucleotides long. The record is from RefSeq and is a predicted model, not a curated record. NCBI's taxonomy places the organism in Eukaryota, Metazoa, Arthropoda, Insecta, Hemiptera, Aleyrodidae.
CCCCCCAGUUGUCACUCGGCGAGCAUGAACGCAGCACGCGCGCUUCCUGGCGGCCGAUUCGCGCAUUAAACGCUGGUUUUUCUCGGAGAGAAAGCUCCAUUCCCGGGAUCGAGUCGCGAUUCGCGAGCGAUAAAGAAGUCGGGUAGUUAGCGAGCAUAUGUUGGCCGAGCCCCUGACACGCGAGCCCGGAUCGGGGGUGUAGCUUGUUGCUUCUCUCCGCUCGGCAGGCGCGAGUUUGUUUACCAAGUGAGCGAGUGAGUGGUGUUCGGUGUUGUUUCGUGGCGAGGGGAGUAGAACUUCGGCAAGUUGGAAGGCAAACUCGGGACGUUCUUUGGCAAGAUCUUCAAGCCGAACAACGAACUAGUCAGCCAAAUCCGUAACUUAAUGACUCGAAACGACCUGCAAUGCUCACAGGGGCAGCCGACGGAGGGGCAACCCGCACAGGAGCCCCCCAACACCCCCCCCCCCCCCGCCACGACUCCGGUCCCCGUCCCAGUUCCCGUUGCCCCCGAACGGGUCCCCCCACAAGAUGCACGGCGUCCCCCCGUCCAGAACCAGUCCAGUCUCAAAAAAUCUACGUCCGUCCGGGAACCACUCUCCAAAGCUCAACUGAAUGAGUUCCGGGAAGCGUUCCGCUUGUUCGACAAAGAUGGAGAUGGGAGCAUCACGAAGGAGGAGUUGGGGCGGGUCAUGCGGAGUCUGGGUCAGUUCGCCCGCGAGGAGGAGCUCCAAGAAAUGCUCGAGGAAGUCGACAUCGAUGGUGACGGUUACUUCACUUUCGAGGAGUUCGUAGAGAUCGUGUCGAAUAUGGGUGGAGCAGCGGACAAAACUGGCGACCAAGAGGAGCGGGAAUUGAAGGACGCAUUCCGAGUUUUUGACAAACACAACCGGGGUUACAUAUGUGCAUCAGAUCUGAGAGCUGUCCUCCAGUGUCUGGGAGAAGAUUUAUCAGAAGAAGAAAUUGAAGAAAUGAUCAGAGAGGUGGACGUCGAUGGUGAUGGACGGAUCGACUUUUACGAGUUCGUGAAUGCGCUAGGCGAGCCCAGCGAAGGAGACGAGGCCGAAGAUGACGAGGAAGAAGCGAUGACCAACCUCAGUCUCAACUGAGACCCUCGUUCUUUUACUGAGACCAAACAAUCCUUCAACUGAGACCCUGACCAUUGAAACGAGGCCUCAACCCCUCCACAAGUCAACUUUCAUUUCUAUAUUGAACUCACCGGAUCAACGCAGCUCUGACCCAGAGACAUUUGCUGUUCAAUCGAAAAGGAUGCCUAUUGAAUAUUCCCCACAUUGUAAUUUGAGUUAUUUUUAAAAUAAUUGCACCAACCGGUACAUUUUAUUGAGCGUAAGGCUGUACGCGCCAGCAGUGAGAUUUAAUUUCCAUCUUUGCAUUUCCUCUCUCUCUUAAUUAUCCCCACCUCUGAAGACCCAAUUAUCAGAUUACUGCUCAUAUUUUCAUUUGUGAUUUUGCCACUUGAUAAAGUAUAAAUGAAGGAAUAUUAUUGAUCGAGGUCUGAUUUUUUACAUCGCAAUAUAUUUGCGCACAAAAUCUCAUGUCGAUGAUAAAUGUGACUACAUCAAAAGAGCGAAAUACAUCAAAACUCCGAAUUGUACAAUGAAUUAAGGUUAUUAUAAAUUGAUUAAGAUGAAGAUCGUUUAAAUUUUUCGUAAGCUAAGAUAUCUACUAACAUAUAAAUUUAAUUUCGUUAUCCUCAGUCAAAAGAAGACUUUCUUCGGUUUCAUGUUAAAUUUCCAAAAAAUACACGCGGAAUAUUCAAAGUCACAGAGAGAGAAAAAUAGAAAAAUAUCAAAUUUUUCUUUCCUCUAUCCCGCGAUGUUCAACGAUACUGCUUAAUUGACGUAAAUACAAACUGUCAUUUUGGUGGCAAUAUUGUCCAUACUAAAAAGUGGCUGAACCCUCCCUUUUCAAUCCGCUGAUGAUUCCAAGAGAGCGUAAAUGUUUUGAGACUCAUGAAUUUAUACGGUUUAGGUACCUAUGUUGCGCAAAGGCGCAUACAUAAUGAGUUUUUGAGGCUGAAGAAUCAAUUGUGAGGGAGACUUGCUGUUCGAAAUAUAUCCACAUAUUCUAUGGUAGUCCAAAUAGUCAAAUUCUUUGAAACGUUCGUUUCAUCCAAUCACGUUUGAUUCCUGAGGUUGUUUUCACGUUUGAAAUAAUUAAUUUUGUUACUGCUAGACGUUGUUUUGUAAAAUUUUAUCACGUUCGUUAUAUCACUGAUACUCAUUAGACGUUUAAUCAAUUCUUGUGAUUACAGGAUGUUUCGGUUAUGCCAAGUAACUGAAGGGGAGGUGGGAUACAGAUACAUAUGCAUAUAAAUAAUCAUUCUGAUCGUCCUUUGAAAAAUAUAAACGUAGAUUAUCAUAAUUGCUCUAAUUAAAAGAUCUCUAAUGAAAUAGACAAUCAAAAUGUAUAAGUAUCUAAGUGAAAAAUACAACUGAUUCUCACAUACUUUUUUAUCAUUUAUUUUUUUUUUCGUUUUGUUGAAAAUCAAUGCUAUUAAAAGGUAUUUAUCAUAUGAGGUGCAUUGUACAUUCAAUUUGGAAAAAAAAUCUAUCGAAAGAUCUAUCCAUCUAUCAACAUCGGAAAAAAAUGCUACAAUUUUAAAAUAAAGGGUCAGAGCGCACGAAACAAUCCAUGUACGGGACGAAAUAAUACAAAGCUAUGAGUCACACAUUUUUGGCUCCGAUAACCAACAUGGUUGUGUGCUAAAGAUUUGACAACAAAGUUUUUUUUUAUUUUUUUCAAGUUUCUAACUAGAUUGAUUUUAAAUGAACACAAGAGCACGAGCUAGUCAUUAAACGUUCCUUAGAAUAAUUAGUUUUCAUCUUGAAGACUGAUUCACUGGUGAGACUUGUGAAGAAAUGGUUUGCUUUCACCAAAUUUUUAUCCUUCGAUGUAUUGAAGAAACAAGAGAAUAGAACUUAAAUUUCCAUUCCGAUGUCAAACUACGACCCCCUCCCCUAAAAUCGUUAGAAUAAAGGUGAACGUCAGUUCUUUUUUUCCUAUACAGAUUAGGGCAGCUUGAAAUAAUACGCUCAUCAGAGCUGCCGUGACAGCGAAAUGAGCAGCAAGUGCAUGCUGAGAUGAACCUCGAGACACAUAAAAACAUGUGCAAAUCAUGGCUCAUACGAAAACGCACUUAUUGCUCUCUUUGCUAUCACGGCAGAGAGCCGAUUCUCGCCAAUUGGCGAACACUAUUCAUUUUAAUCUGUGUAUUAAUAAUCGAUUCCAGGUGUGACAGUCUUUCUCGAUAUAUAUGCAGCAGAUUUUUUUACAUUUCUUUGAGAGGCCGAAAUUCGAUGAAGCCGAUUUGCCGAAGGGAUACUCAAUGGAGGAAGAAUGCAAACGGAGAAAAAAUUGACCACUGAUUGGUGAAUUACGACUGAAAAUGCCACUAAGAACACUUUUGUUUUCAAAUAAAAAGAGGAGAGUGGCAAAGAUGACAUCGUUAAAUUUUAACCGUCGCAGUUCACAACUCACAGCAAAAUAUUUCCAGCUGCCUUAAUCUAUUUAUAACUUGUCGUUUCUAAGUCAUGCUUCUUUCAUAUUGAUUAGGUGAUAUCCCAGAUUGUACUCAAGAAUGAAGUGAUCAGAUCUCCCAUGAACCAUGCUAGACAAUAUUGAAUCUUUCAAUAUUCUUGCAUGAGACUUGAGAUCAGGGUCGAUUUUCAGCAAUGACUUUGCUUCGAGCUUUUGUGCAAUCUCGGCUAUUCCAUUUUUUGUAAAUAAUAUACCACCUUUUACCUACUUCUCCUGUGCUUUUCUAUGGACCAAGCAAAAAAAUUAUCCAUUCAUCUUAACCAAGCAACUGAACUUCAUCGAUAUGGCGUGAUCUGCACCCCUCUAAAAGCUUAAGGAACUUGCAACUUUAAUUAUACAUAGCAUAAUUUGCCACUGUUAAGAAAACAAACUCCAAACUAAGUAGAGACUCUCAUGUUUAAUUCGUUGCUAGGUAGAAUAUUUUCUCAAUCUUGGAGUUCAUGAGAAAUUUCAGUCGAAUAAUUGAGUAAAUUUACUCAUAUUAGAGAAAAGUUACACGAAUAUGAUGAAACAAAACACAGAUUGGUGAUAAAAAAACACCGAUUCGAAUUUCAUCUCAUAUAUUCGAGUGAAAUUGUCUGACUCCGAGGUGUAGAAAGUAUUUGACCCAGUUCCAAUGUUUCCUUAGUUUGAUUUUAUCAACAGUGCCCGGAACUAUGCCAGAUUUGUUAAAACUAUCGAUUAUUCGGUAUAUCACAUUUUCUACUAUGAUGAAUUUUUUUUUUUUUUUCUUAACAAAAUAUCUCAACUGCUUAAGAUUAUUUUUGCUGCUGCACAUUUGACGGAAAUACUAAUCGAUAAAAAAGGUCAAAAAAAGGAAGGCUUAAAAGUUCCCUAGGUAAAGUCCUCCAGGACCCCCAAAUUCUCGAUUUACAAAAUCGUAGCUAGGUAAGUAAAUACAAUUAAUAUCAACGGUGAGACUUCCAAACCAUGUUCCUCGAUUGUGGUCUCUUAAAAUCACCGUUCGUAUUUUAUCUUUUUAAAAAAGAAAUUACCAACAUUAUUCCUAGAAGUUUUCACAGAAUUUCCUUUUAACUGAGAACAUAACUCACCGCAGCUUUAAAGAAUUGCCGCUGAGUGAUUUCCUAUUUCUUUUAAAAAAAAGUAGUGACGGGAAGUUUUGCAACAUCGGAAACCAAAAUACGUGGUUCGAGAGUUUCAUCGUCGGUAUAGUUUCAUUGUAGAACGCAGGCGCACUGAGGGCCAAUCACAAGCCCUUCGUGAUAGCCGUCAAAAUUGUGAAGAUUAAUCAUUUAAUUUUCUAUCAUUUCAAAGUUCGUCAGUUAGCUUGUGUUUUGUAUUCAGCUCUCUAUCAUGGAAUUUAUUGUAUAACGUUGCAUUAAAUCUUUCACAGACAAGUUUGUCAAAGUUUAAAGUAAAAAUAUAUUCGAGUUUCUGUGCCAUGAAAA